CAGUGCAAAGCCUUUCGUCUGCUACGGUACGGGCAGUACGGGGCUUAGCACGCACCGGCAAGCGGUUGUCAGUUGUGUGCGAGGAUUUGCACGUGAUUUGUUAACAUGGAGGAACUCCACAUCGCCAUGGAAUUGGUUGAAUCUGACAGUGAAGAUGAGGAACUCGACGCAGUGUUGUGUCAAAUUGGUGCCCAAUUGGUCCGCAGCGAUCGUAACCGCACACCUAGAUACUACGAGGAAGUUGUGGCCCGUUAUUUUGACUACGAAUUCAAGCGCCUGUUUCGGCUGUCAAGAGAGACGUUCGAAACACUCGUGGGGCGCUUCAAGUCGUCGCCCUUUUUUCCUAGGCCGCGGGGAGGACGCCCCCAAAUCCCAGCGGAGAAAACUUGCCUGAUUUCUCUCAGCUACUUGGGCACGCAGAAUAGUAUGUAUAGAAUCGCCGAUACCUUUGAUGUCUCCGAGUCAUCCGUGUCUUUGUGCUUGAAACGGGUUCUUGACUUUCUCUUUAGCAUCAGUGAUGAAGUGAUUGCUUGGCCCAGCGAUCAAGAGCGGGCAAAUAUCAAAGCAGGCUUUGCUGCUAGGAGCGACGGUAAAGGUCCGAGGAACACUAUUGGGUGUAUUGAUGGUUGCCACAUAGAGAUUCCGCACCAGAAUGAAUCACCGGCAUCCUACUACAAUAGAAAAAAAAUUCCUUCAAUCAUUCUUCAAGGAAUCUGCGAUGCAAACAGCCGUUUCACUGACAUUUUUGUUGGUUACCCUGGCAGCGUACACGACGCACGUGUGCUGAGAGAGAGCCCCUUCUACGGCACUGCAGAAUCUAAGUGUGCCGGCGAUUAUUUACUAGGGGACGCAGCGUACUCGCUCCUUCCAUGGCUAAUGCCUCCAUACAAGAACAACAGGGCCACGUUUGAGCGCUACAAGCGAAAGUUUAAUAAGAGGCUCAGCCAGCAACGCGUAGCUAUAGAACAUGCCUUUGGCAUUUUGAAGCAGCGCUUCAGGCGGUUAUCUCUUGUGGAUGCAGACACCAUUGAUCAGUGUUGCCUCAUUGUCACAGCAGCAUGUGUGCUACACAAUUUAUGUAGCAGAAGUCGCGACACAUUGAGCAACUUCGAGGAUUUACCGAGGGAAGACGACAUUGAAAAUGACAACGAUGGAGCCAUCACAAGCACUGCAGCUGUUAGAGAGAUGUGUAAACGCCGACGCAAGAACAUUGCCGAAACGCAGUGCUGAGACUUCAGGUUCAGUGUUUUACAUGCUUGUGUGAACUACUUUGCAAGAACAUUGCCGACACACAGUGCUGAGACUUUUAAAUGUUUUGCAUACUUGUGUGAACUGCUUUUGCCGACACGCAGUGCUGAGACCAGAUUAAGUGUUUUACAUGCUUUUGUGAACUACUUUGCAAGAACAUUGCCGACACAAAGUGCUGAGGAGACUUUUAAAUGUUUUGCAUACUUGUGUGAACUGCUUUUGCCGACACACAGUGCUGAGACCAGAUUAAGUGUUUUACAUGCUUGGAAUUACUUGGCAAGAACAUUGCUGACACACAAUGCUGAGGAGACUUUUAAAUGUUUUGCAUACUUGUGUGAACUGCUACGCAAGAACAUUGCCGUCAAGACUUGAAAUCGUGUGUUUCACACGCUUUGCUCCUCCGAUUUUCACCUUCCUAUGUGAUUUGUACCAAUGCCAUAAAACGAGACUUCAUGAGAACAAGAAGUUUAUUUUUUUGCUUCAUACGCUGUCACAAAACGUUCCAGCAGGGCCAUUUUUUCUGUGUGUCGAGCAGCCCUGUUUUUUUCAAUCUCUUCAAGCGUUCUCAGCAGCUGCACCAAAGGCGGAUCUUUCGCCUUACGCUUCUGCACUUC
Rhipicephalus microplus (southern cattle tick) is the source of this 1862-nucleotide messenger RNA. Its product is annotated as protein ALP1-like. NCBI's taxonomy places the organism in Eukaryota, Metazoa, Arthropoda, Arachnida, Ixodida, Ixodidae. The record is from RefSeq and is a predicted model, not a curated record.